Prinia subflava (tawny-flanked prinia) is the source of this 8528-nucleotide messenger RNA. Its product is annotated as collagen alpha-2(I) chain-like. NCBI's taxonomy places the organism in Eukaryota, Metazoa, Chordata, Aves, Passeriformes, Cisticolidae. The coding region runs from base 1 to 909 and encodes 302 amino acids. The record is from RefSeq and is a predicted model, not a curated record. The transcript has 3 exons.
AUGCGGCCGGCUAGCUCUGCCCGUCACACUCACUCACUCCAGCAGCAUCGGCGGCGGCGGCGGCAGCUCCAUGUCGGGAGAAGGUUGCGUCCAGCGGCAGCAACAGCCCUUGCAAAAAAGCAGGAGCCGGCGGAGACAGCGGCUGCUACCCCCCUCCGGCGGGGAGCUGGGCGUGCAGCAUCUCGCAGGACCGGCGCUCAUCUGCGCGCAGCCCUCCCCCUCCGCUCCGCCCGCCCCGCUCCCCGCCUGCCGUGCGCUCUCCGGGGUGAGUCCGGAGCGGAGCGGGCGCUGGGGCUGCCCGGCGGGAGCGCUGCCCGGCGGGAGCGCUGCCCGCAGCCGGCGCUCCGGGAGCCGCAGGGGGAGGCGGCAGCGCCCGCCGCCGCUCCGCAGUGCCCCGGAGGAGGGAGGCGCCGGGGCGCUGAGGAGAGCGCGGGGUGUGCCGGGGUGGCCUCUCCUCUGUGCCCGCUCCGCUGGGCAGCGGAGGGCGCGGGUGGCGGCCCGGGCGAGCGCCGAUGGCCCGCUCCAGCCCGAGGCGGCGCUGCGGCCGCCGGCCCGAGCCCAGAGCCCCCACAGGGCCUCCCGGGGCCGCGGAGCCGGGGAACGAGAGCAAGGGGUCGGGGUGUGAGGGACACGGCUGCGGUUCCCCGGGGCAGGAACGCUGAGCGGGAGCGGAGGGGGAGCCCUGGAGUAUCAAUUAGACUGUGUCAUGACUGCGCUCUUGCACAUACAUUUAUAUCUCUCAGUUGCUACAGUGGGAUUCUUCUCAAUAACUCACAAAAGUUCAGGAUCCAGCCUCGGCUGGUCAUACCCUACCUCUCUAGUGCACAGUAUAUUGAACCUGUGGCAUUAAAAAACACUAUUAAACAGAAUAUUUGCCUGGGCUGCAAUACAGAAAUGAGAUCAAGAUAAGGAAGAGGACCUUUGAAAACAUGAAGAGAGUAACAUUUUCUACUUCAAUGAAUAAGAUCGUGCUAGUGCAUUAGUUAUUUUAAAAUGAAAUUAUUAAAAAGGAUUCACUUUUCUGGAAUGGGUAUGUAUGAAAUAUUCAAAUCAGAAUGUGUAAAGAACUGUUAUCUACAGUUGUUUUACUGACAAACGGAGCCAAUUCAAGAAAAUCUUAGACGUGCUUAUAAUCAGCCCUAUUCAUGGCUUCACUUAGUCUAAAAUAUAAUUUGAAACAACCACAAAGUUAAGCACAUGUUUAAGUGUUGAUUGGAUAAAUAUGACUUCACAAAUCAUAAGAAAAAAAUAUAUGUAGAUGAAUCAAAAAAAAAAGAAAUUCGAAGUGCUAAUGUGCAAGUACCUGUGCUUAAAUCAUGUACAAUAAAAGGGAAAUUGAGGAAAAAUCAUCCACCCUCUCUCUCAAAUACAAUCCUGAUUCUGCCAUCUGUGCUUUUUUCAUACUUUAACCAAAACCAAGUGCAGAAUGAAAAUUUUGAGGCAACUUCAGAGAAAAUGAUGAAAGUAUGCAUUUCUAAAUUAAUAAAAUGUUAAAAAGCAGUACUGCCAUUGAAGUCUUUCUAGUAAUAUCUGUGAUUAAAAUGAUCAAAUAUCUGCUGAAUUUUAAAAAUCAGAGGCAUAUUCAAUUUUUUAUUAAGAUAUCAUCAAAACCAAGGACAAGAUUGUUAUGGUAGAGUCAUAUUGGGGUAGGAAGCCUUUGUUUUUGUUUGUAGGCUGAAGUUUAAAAUAUUUACUUUAUUAUUAUUAUUAUAGUAACAGAUUCUUAUAUUAGUUAUGGAUUAAAAAUUUGCCAGCUUGUCUGUUCAUGAACACAAAGUAUUUGUUUUAUUUUCCAUGUUAGAAUGGGACUCCAUGGUGAAACUCAAGAAAUACUGUGAACUUUUGUUCUGUGUGUAUUUUCCUGGGAACUAUAUGCAAGCAUUGGAGCAAAGAGUGAAAAAAAGCAAUUUCACAGGUGCAAAAGAGCUUGCAGUCAGAGGAGAGAGAAAAAAAAAAAAAAAAGGGAAAAAAAAAAUUCACAAUGAGCAGAAGCUUCACAGACACGGCAUUUGUAUCUGGGUGCCAAAACCUAGUUUUCUCAGUCCAUAUUUAGGCACUUGCACAUAGGUGGCCUACUUGUCAGUAAUACUAAACAUUCACAAAUGAAAAAGAGAUGGCUAGGUACUUUUAAAAACCAAGCAGCCCUUACAAAAUUGCUUGAGUAUCUGAAGAGACAAACUUCAGCAUGUAGUCUUAAAAUUUCCAGCCUGUAGUUUGAAAGAUCACACACCCCAUAUUUUAUCCACUACAAUGUGUUCUUUUGAUCUUAAUUGCAGGUUUAAUACAUCUAGGCCUGUGAACUAUAUGUGAGGUCCCAGGUAGUGAGGAAUCACUCUUAGCUAAGGUAAGUUACAGCACACUGCAGCUGCUCUUCCUGACCAUAGCAUCAACAGAACAGCCAGACUGUGCAUCAGAGGUGGUUGUCAGUGUAAAACUGUGUUUGCAAGGUGUGUACAGGAAACUAUUUCAUGUGGCUUGCAUUAAGAAUGUUGUUUUUUCCAGGCAGAAGACUGCAAAUGUGUCUGUAGUCUAAAGUACAGUAAGAUAGUUAUUCGCUCAGCAUACCGUGUAACAUGAUAAAGGAGUCUUGCCUGCUCAAGACACUUCUGUUUAUUCAAAUGGCCACUGGUGAGUGUCACUAAGGAUUUUGAUUUUUGUUCAGGUUCUGUAGUGCUUCUUGAGAAAAAAAAUGAGUCCCUAAUGUGUCUUAACAAUAAAUACUGGAGAGUAACUAUCUUGGGAAUAUGGUAUGUGGAAAGACCAGUGGGGACUGCAAAGCUGAAAGGGAUAAAAACAUGCCAUAAAGUUCACAUAAAUUUGUUAGAGAAGUGUGUGCAAUUUUUAGAAAUGUACUGCAGUUAAUGAGAGGUAUCCUGUAAAUACAAUGCAUUUAGAAAACUAUUUGCUUACUACAAUGUACAAGCCUAAUGCUUUCAGUAAGGAGGAAAUGGAAAACCAGCCUUCCAAUCCCCAUCAGCAAGUGGCCUGUCUCAUGCCUGAAUAACCUGCAUGCAAAGGCUCUUGUGCCAUAUUUUCUGCUAACAGAAAUCUGUUUGCCCAGAUCAUUAAGAAACAUUGACAAGAGAGCUUCACACCUGUUCUCACUUCUUUGGCUACCAGCUCUAAUCUGGGUGAAAUUUAUAACCUGUUUUGUCUCCAUGCUCAUUAUCUCAGACCCGUUUUACCCUUCCCCCUUUGCAGCAUGCUGCACCUUGAAGUUGAAAGCAAAGAGAGGGGCUGCAGAGCACUCCCCAGGGCAGGCUGUGUCAGUCUAGAUCAUGCACCUUGAUCACACAAAUGGACAUGCACACCUUCUGGAGUCAAAAGGGAGUCAAAGAGCCAACACACAGCAUAAGAACCACCAGUCUGUGCAGAUCAGCUUACAGGGUAGAGACAUUUUAGAGCACAAUAUAAGAUCACUUUCUUUGUGCUCCUGAGUAGAAACAGUCUUUAGAAUUCACUGACAUUUAAUCAUGUGCCUCAUAUCACUUCUUUUCAGAGCAGCUAUUUUGGUGCUAUGUGGGGGUUGUCACAGAAAUGGUUGCCUAAUUCUGAUCUAAAUUUUGUAAUGUGCACCCAUAUCUUCUACAGAUAAGCAUUUUACAUCCAAAUGCAAUAAUAAUAAAGGAAUUAAAAGUGAUUCCAUUUAAUGAAAGAGCAGUAACAUACUUAGCAGGUAUUCCUAGCUCUUGUAAAAAAGAAACAUAGCAGAAUUUCCACAAAGCCAGUGGGAAAAUGGUUCCCACUGCCCAGCCCAUCACUUUAGUUUCUGUAGCUGCAGGUGAAUGGAAUUUUAGUCAAAUCCAAGAAAUCAGGACUCGUUCCAUGUAAACUUCAGGCAUUCGUUUACUCGUUCCAUGUAAACUUCAAAUCACUGCUGCCCUCCUAAAAUGUCUGGGGUUCAGAACUAUGUUGGAGCUUAUCAGCCAGAAUAAUAUCAGUGAAGCUUGCUGUCAAGAAGUCAAGAAGCUUGCUGGCUUCAUGGAGCAAGGAACACAGAGCUAUAUGAGAUUUUUCCUUUUACUUGCAGUGGAGCAGCAAGGAAGAGGUGAGGAAAGGGGCUGCUCACUUUAUGUUCCAUGAAAUACUUUUGUGACUGUAGAUUUAAAUCAGUCCAGUGAGUACCUUAUGAGUGGUUUUAAGAUGAUAUAAAUGUCCUGUUAAAGGCUUCUUGUAUUUCUCUGCUGAGAUUAGUACAAUUAUUUGUUUACAAUAUGCCAAAGCCCUUUUUUCCCCUGGAUGAUUCUUUCGAAGUUUGGUUAUUGCAUGUCUGCAUUAUGCUACUCAGAAAGAAAGGUUUUACCUGAAUGAAAACUGAAACCUAAAAUCUCAACUUUUAAAAGAGGAGACAAAAGAAGACAUAAAGAGAAACUAAAUUUUCUACAGAUUUCUUACAAGCCCAGUGCUUUGAAGGGUAGUCCAUGAUUGCAGCUAACUUUACAGAUUUCUGGUUGGCUGCAAAUUCUGCUUUGUCUGCUCUAGUCCUCUAGAAAUUCCUCCCUUCACCUCCAAAGCCUGCUGGCCUGCUCUGUCAGCUUUGUUUUUGUCUUCUAAACAAAACCAUGCAUGAUGUCCAGACCCCCUUCUAUAACUUACCUUCUCAGUGCAUCCUACAGUCUCCUGAAUCAUCUUACUUUGAGCAGACUCAGUGGCCCUUGGGGAAGGAACAACCUCCCCUUCCUCCAAGAGGUCCCUCUUAAAAAGAGCACAACAUACACUUAGGGGAAUUAAAUCAGUUACCCAUGGAAUUCCAGGCCAAGUCUGCCCCAGUCGUUGAUAAUCCAGUGUUAUCAGACUGCCCCAAGAAACACAUCUAAGAGAGAGAUGCACAACGUCUGGUUUAACAAUUCCUCAAGACUCUUUUGGCUGAGCACAUUUUGAAAACAUGUCAGGAUAUUGGAGGUUUUGAAAUGCAUAAAAUUAAAAACACAUAUUUAGUUGUAUCAGAUCAUCCACUUGAAUAAUUGUUCUGGUUAUCCAUCAGGCCAACUCCAUAAUGCUGGCCGUCCUCCAGGACCCACUGCUCCUACGUAUCUGCCAGAUGAAUGGUCAAAUUGUCAAAAAGCCAUUGAAGUAGGAAGAUGAAUAGAAUCACACUCUAGGGGUCAUGACUACACCCAUCAACUUCCUGCUUAAGAUGUUUGCAUUUGAGAGGAACAAACUCUGCUUACCUGAAAGUCACCUUACAACUUCCAAGUAGUCCUCCCAGGUCCCUAUGAAGUCAGGGGAGACUGACUGCAAGCAUUUUCUAAAGGCAAUUCUGCCCAUCUAAGGUCUGACUGUUUGGUUGUUUGGCUUAUGUUUUGGGUUUUAGAGGGAGGAGAGUUUAAGGUGGGGUUUCAUCUCUGUACCACUUGUGCACCACUUGUGCUCCUGAGUUGGAUAUCUCAGGUAGUGUUCAGAUAAGCUUGCACCAUUCACCAGGAUCAACAGAAAGGAACAGAGAUCUGUGUCAGCUGUGUUAAAAGAAGUAGUUAUACUAAAUCACAAAAUAUGCUGGGUUGGAAGGGACCCACAAGAAUCAUCAAGUCCUACUCCUGGCCCUGGGCAGGACCAUCUCCAAGAGUCACAUGUGCCCAAGAGUAUUGUCCAAAUGCUUCUUCAACUCUGUCAGGCUUCAUGUUGUAACCACUUCCCUGGGGAGCCUUUCCCAGUCACCCUCUGGGUGAAGAACCUUUUCCUGAUAGCCAACCUAAACCUCCCCUGGCACAACUUCAGGCUGUCCCCUUGGGUAAACUGUCACUGGUCACCACAGAGAAGAGAUCAGUGCCUGCCCCUUCUCUUCCCCUCACGAGGAAGUUGUAACUGCAAUGAGGUAACUCCUCAGUCUCCUCUCCAGGCUGGACAGACCAAGUGACCUUAGCUGCUCCUCAAAAGGCUUCCCCUCAAGGCCCUUCACCAUCUUUGUUGCCCUCCUUUGGACACUCUCUAAUAGCUUUAUAGCUUUCCUUUAUUGUGGCACUCAGUCCCAUCCCUGUGUCCAAAGAAGGAUGAACUCUGAAGCACAAGGCUAAAUAUCCACCACUAAUUGUGUAUUGCAUUUCAGUGCAAUUUGGUAUAACCUUGGUUCUCUUGUAAUUAAGAGUCAUGUCACAAGGGAUGGCCCAUUAAAUGACUUUUUAAUGUCAAAAAUAACACUUUGAAUUUAAUCUAGGGACAGGGUUUUUGCGUAAGGAAGCACAGUGCAAAGUUGAAGUCAAACUCUUCCCAAAACCAGCUACCAAAACAACUGGGCAGCCAUGCUUCUCAGUGGAGGCUUCUUGGUCUUAGCUUUGAGGGAUUCAUAUUGGUCCAAGACAAGGAAGAGACAGCAAUGCCAGAGCUAACUGUAAUAAUACAUUCAUACCAUGUUAAUUCCAUACAUCCAGGUUCAUCUGCACUUCCCACUAGAGAUGUUAUCUGCAAAACCCUGCUGUCCUCUGCUACUGAUUAAUCCUCUGCAAUUUUUGGUUGACUGCUUGAUAAUGAAAUUCAUAAAGCAGAGGAACAGAUACAAAUUCUGUUAUUCUGAAGCCUAACAUGAUCUUUACCUUUUGCAAUAAAUACGGUACAGAAAUUCUCACUUAAAUCUCAUUUUUGUCCCACUUUGAAUGGAAAAACUCAAAGCCCUUUGUACUGCUUAGGUGAGAAAUCAUCAGGAGUUGUGGUGCUCACUUGUGCCAUGACAGCUUGAAACAGUCAUGACCUCGUAGAUGAAAAGGAGUAAUGGCCAAGCUGAGCACCAGAGUCCUGCACAAAAGCAUCACUGGGACAGAGGAAUGAUUGAUCAUAUUUUUGGUUUGGAUCCACUCCCACAAAGUGGAAAACGGAAUGAUUGGUAAUUGCUAAGAAGGAAUGAAGGCAGAAUUAAGCUCUGAAGAUCACCCACAAUAUAGGUAAAUAUAAACAAUAAAGGCAAUACACAGCAAAGGCACAAACCCAUGAUUUAUCUGUUUAUGCAGCUUUAUAAGAAUUUUAGAGAACCAUGUGGACAAAGAACUAUAUCAUUUUUAGAGAAUUAAAAAAUUAUACUGUAAUGCUGUAUAGCAUGGUUGCCUAGUUACAAAGCAUAGUCCUUAGAAGUACAGGGAAAAUAAUAUUCAUACAAGUGUAAAGCCCUCCAAAAUACAAAAAAUAUUUUGUCUCUCCAUCAGAGCAAUGCAGGCAUAUAGCCAUUGUAUCUUACAAGUUGCCAGAACUAAACACAAAUAUUUCACAGAAUUUUGCACCCUAUUUGAGAUACAAUAUUUGUUUCUAGUUCUGAGUUACUAAUAUGAAAUCAUAGGUGAUCACUAUGCAGAGUUUGGAAUCUGUCAGUCAGAAAUUUUACGUCAGCUUGAGGAAGCAAUAUGAAACAGACUUUUCAAGUUAGUUAUAUUAAUCAUGACAGCUUUGAGGUGCUAAGGAUGUUGGUAUAAGACUUAAAUGUAAAGGGUGAUAGUAGGCCAUAAGUUUUUUAAAAGGAAAAGAAAUUAUGCUAUUAUUCUAUAAUUGAUUUUGGGACUUCACUCAUUUAUUCUGCAGCUUUUAUGAGUUUUUAUGCAUUAAUUGCAUAUCUGGUGUUUAAAAGGUUCAUCAGAAAGGGCAUGGCUGCUAUGGCCCUAUGCAGACAUUCUUAUCAUCUACCUGAAAACCUUCCAAUUUACAAUUUAACUUCAAAACACACUGGACUAAGAACACCAGACUAACACACUGCAAUAAGAACAGUAAAAGCUUUCAGAAAAAUGAGAUUUCACUGCUUUUAUCACCCUGAUUACAUUGAAUUGUUCUGCAGCUUGCAAGAAUAAAUAUAAGACUUUGGAGGUGAAGGAUCCAAGUCAGUUUGCCUCUUGAAAUACCCCAGCUGAAUUUCAAACAUCAUGGGUAAUCUUCUGGAGCUUAUUUGUUCCAGAAGCAGUGGACUGAUAACUGCAUCCCAAUUCAAGGCUAGAAAUAGCCUUUAUUAAAGUUUUAUGCUGAUACAACAGAGACAGAAGCCCCCUAUAUUCUAUAUUAAUUGAUUAAAAGAGUUUCUCCAUUCACUUCUUGGUCAUAAUUUAUAUUUUGUUGCUGGCAUAAUUUACAUGAAAGAUGUUUUGUUUUGACAUUGUAAUAAGAUCUCUGUAGACUCUGACUGUUAUUUUCCAUGGCUGAUAUUUUUCACACCAUCCUACUGUGAAUAAAAUACAAAUUUACUGAACAAUGCACAUUUUCAGGAGUUGGCUUUGAUAGGCAAUUGCCUCAGUAAAAACACAAAAAUUUCCAAAAUCCCAUUAAAACCUGCUUUAUGUAUAGUUUCAUUAUUUUUCUUCAAAUUAUAGGAUAGUUUGUAAGAAAAGUAGUUGGAGUCACUGGGAUUAUUUUUAUUUUUUCUCUCUAUAAUUGUAAGAAAAUGAUUAGACAGAUGUCUCAUUGCAUAUUUGUUUUAGACCAAUGCAAUUUAAAAAACACUAAAAAUAUAAUAUCCUUUAAAAUUAAGCUUAAUAUUGUAACAUUGUGAGAAUUUUUGUUGUAUUGCAGUGUAUCAAAAAGCUUUCUAUAAAUUAAUUAAAGCAAUAUAAAAAGUGAAA